UCACGCGAAAGACGAAAUGUAUUGCGAAAUAACACAUGUCUAUAACGUCUUCCACCUAGGGUGUAUCCAAUUUAAAUAUUCAUUCAGAUUACCGUGACGUUAACGGAUGCAUUGUUUUGGGCUGCAAACCAGCAUUAUUGCUGAUUCCGAACAGUUGUCUCAAUCAGCAAAUCAUUAGUAAGUGGGCAAUUUAUUAUAAUAGACCAAUAUGAAUGUCUCAUAGCUGAAUCACCGUUUGGUUGUUAUGCUCUUGGUGUGUAAUUUUGAGAAUGGCAUGACGGAUCCCGGAUGUAUUAACUCACAGAAGGAGGAGAUGUUAUCACGUUUGUCAUCUAAAUUGACGUACAUAGCUGCCGAAAUACAGGAAACAUAUUCUCUGUUAAAGAACAUGUCGAUAUCAGGACUUCAGAGAGACUGUCUAGCAUUGUUGGAUACAGGGAGUACGCAGAGUGGAGUGUAUAAUAUACCUGUGACGGGGACGGACAGGACCCCAGUCUGGUGUGACAUGGACACAGAUGGUGGAGGAUGGACGGUAUUUCAGAGACGUAUAGAUGGCGCCACUGACUUAUACAGAGGAUGGGACGAAUACAGAGACGGCUUUGGUGACGUUUACCAUGAGUUUUGGUUAGGAAAUGAACAAAUACACGCUCUCACAUCAGCAGAAGAUACUGAACUGUGAUUCGAUAUGGAGGAUUUUCAAAACAUCCCUUUCUAUGCCAAAUACCAAAGGUUCACCAUAGGGAAAGCCACUGAUAGCUAUCGAUUGAAC
Molecule: messenger RNA, 769 nt
Organism: Mizuhopecten yessoensis (Yesso scallop)
Lineage: Eukaryota; Metazoa; Mollusca; Bivalvia; Pectinida; Pectinidae
Product: veficolin-1-like
Exons: 4
Coding region: 245-679 (144 amino acids)
Source: RefSeq, a predicted model, not a curated record